UUCAUUUUACUUAUGACAUAAUAGUAAAAAAUAGUAAUAGAUUAGAGUGUUAAUCUCGGCGACAUUUGUGUAUUUAACACAUGCGUGAGUGUGACAUAUCAUAUUUGUAUUGUAUUACAAAUAUUUCAACAUGUUCCGCUAUAAUCGACACGUCAAUUCUACUCUAUUAAAUAAUGCAAUAGACAAUGACAAAUGCACUAAACAAAGGAAAUAGCAAUAAACUACUAUCUCACGAAAAAUAAUAAAAGGAAAGGGACAACGUCGUCACUACCAAUUACGUGGAUGUGAUACAGGAUAGGACUGAAGGUGUCUGUCUCCAAUGGAAAGUGUAUUACGUGUUUGAUAAGAAGAGAAAUAGACAAGAGAAGAGUGAAGACGUUACUCACUUGCAAUAACCUACAUUUAGAUCACGACGCUUACCAUUUUCCGUGUUCUUUACGUCUAUCUUCUUUUGGUUUUAUCAUGACUUUAUAGUAUAUGCACCUAAAAAAGGUUACAAGGUGGUUCCCAUGUCUGAUUCAUGAAUCUAAUUUUUAUGUAGUUACAGUGCAGUUGAUACGAAAAUACCAAGGGCAGAUGAGCUAAAUUGGGUGAAACGAAGUAGAUUCCUAUAGUGUUAUUGAAAGUGUUGGGUAAGUUGGGCUUAUGAUGGGGAAUAGAUUGAUCUUAUUUAAAUAGUCACAUUUGCAAAGGUUGGGCUUCAGCUGCUGUCUUGAAACAGGCCCAUGUUCAAUAUUGCAUAUGUUCAAGGAAGGAUAAUGUCAAGAGACACAUUUUGACCAAUUCAGAGUAUAUACAGUGGAACGUGAGACAAUGACAAUGAAUCCAUCAGAAGUUUGACAUCAAACAUCUCUGUACUACACAUUUUUGAUAGAUACGCUUGCAGGUUUGGUAGUACAACACGUCCGUAGUUUCAUAAAAUGAAUAAUUAUUUUUACAAGACUAAUCUAACUAAUUAUCUGAAAAGUGAAUGUGAACCUGAAGAUUGUUUUGGUAUCAUUGAUACAUGUGCAGCGACCAGUUAUGUUCCGACGACGGCUUUUCUUAUGAAUCAGGUUUUAUUAUAAGUUCUCUUUUCAAAGUUUUUAUUGUAUUUAAUUGGGCAUGGCCUGGGAACAAGUUCUGGGCAUUGACUUUGCAAUGGCACAAAAGUCGAUGCGAGAAGAGAUUCCUCAACGAGGCUACAAAGUUAAUGGUGGUCCUAUCCUUUUGCUUUUUUUUUUCACCCAUCUCUUCUUUUAUGUGAUUAAAUUUCAUACAUUUUAAAUGUAUUUUGACAAUAACUGGAUUUUAAUCCUAGAAAAUAUUAACGAAAAUGAAGAUGCCGUUGUUAAACUUUCAAAAUUAUAAUUUAACAAAGAAAUGAAAAACCCACAAUUUUAAUCAACAUAUACUCCAUUUGUUUUCUAAAAUAAAAUUUUCUAGAAUUUUCAUGUUUAUUAAAAAUAUAAUAAUAUUUACAUUUUAUUUAUAAUUUAUUUUUAAUACAUUUUCUAAUAAAUAUCCACCAAUAAAAUUUAAUCAAAUCAGAUAUUUACAAUUAAUGUUUUUCAAGAAUAUACAAAAAUAUUUUAAAAAUAUAUAAAAUACCCUGGGUUACGGGAACGAAUAAUAGUAAUACACGCUUUCAAACUCUAUAAAAUUUUACUUUCGAAACCGAGGAAGUAUAUUUUAAAACAAACUUUUAUGAACAUUUUACCGUAAACUUAUAUCUCACAAUACAAAUACCCUGGGUUACGGGAACGAAUAAUAGUAAUACACGCUUUCAAAGUAACGACUGGAUGUUAGUAUCCAAUCUAAACUAUUAUUCUAUAUACUUUCAAAUCCAUUUCUCUAGCAAUUUUUCAUGAACUCAAAUAAUAACAUGCAUUAAAAGCUAAACUAUACUAUUAGAUUUUGCAUACAAAAGUUUGCAUUUUUGGAUGAAGAAUUCAAUGCUAAGUUUGACAAAUGAUAAAGAGACAAAUGUGACUUGAUGCCAAGAUUUAUUUGUCUUAUGGUAUUUUGAUUUUAAUACUUGUAUAAGAAAAAACACGAGCAAAAGAAAAAGAAGUUGCUUUUAAAAAAUUUAUUAUUCGAAAGGUAAAACUGUUUAAAAGAAAAAGAACAAAAAAAAGGAAAAGAAGACAACUCACACGAAUCGCCACUUUUGAUAGUAGUAGUCUCUGUAUUAGAGAAGAGACGAGAAGAAAGACAGCUCCUAAGUCCUAAAAUCCCUAACUAACUUUCUCUUUUGCUUUUGCGACCAUGUCCACUGUCUUCGUGCGCUAAUUCUUCUAUGUUUCUUUUUUAAAAAUUAUUCUUCUAUGUUCCUCUUCACUCUUAGUUAGUGAUCUAUCUUUAAUGUGUUAAAAAUCCACAUAAGCAAACGAAAAUUCGGGUUACAUAGCAUGCAAGGCACAUAAAUUUGGAAGAACGAUAAAUCUUGUUCCAUUUCUUUGCCAUUUGAAUGAUGAUGGAUGCAUAUGCAGAGCUGAGAUCGAUCAACUCUAAAAUUUGCAACUAAUGUUUGGAACUCUAGAGAAUGAUAAACAAGAGUUGCAUCUUUUGGUUUUAUACUAAGUUAAAUUAUUUUUUUGCUUCACGUUUCUAAACAUAAUUUCUUGAAAUCAAGUCCAAACAUAUGACUUAUGACUCAAAAACAAAACAAAAGACAAUCGUUUACAAAAUUCUUGUCGAAUCAUUGUAGCAGGUUAGUCACUCUCCAGCUAAUCAUAAAAAAGAGUUAGUUGGGCACUGCCGGUAAUAUGUUUACUUUUUAUUUCCUUUGCUAUCGAAAAGAGUCAUUCACUAUUGAAUAAUAUCUCAAUAGUACUAUUUUUUUUGUCCCACUCCAUAGAACUUUUCUUUACAAAUAUUUACAACAUACAAAGCACAAACACACAUUAAAUCCAAACAAUAAUAGGACAAAUACUAAUAUACAAGCUAACAAAUUACAAAUUGUCUUUUACCAAAAAAGAUAAUUAUUUUACCAAAAAAAGGUUACAAGUAGUCAUAGUAUAAAAAUCAUAUAGCUAUUAUAACUAUAGUUUUUUCAUUGACAAUUGUGAAGAGUUGAUUUAUUUGACCAUUGUUGGUUUUAUAUUUCAGUAUAGACAACGAUUUCAUACUUCAUUUGAUUAAAAAUAAUUUAUUGGGGGUAGUGGUAGAACAUUGAACAAGAAGCUAUACAAAUAACACAAUCUUUCACUUUUGUUUUGUCUCUUCCCCAUAGUAUCUUUGUGGAUUGUCAACGCUCUCUGAAAGAGGUGCCCAAGAAGCUUCCUUUUCACUCUCUCUCUCUCUCUCUCUCUCUUUCUCUCUCCAAUGGCACUACAAAUCUCAACUCUUUAAAAACAAAAAACACUUCUACCAAAGAUCUGUCAUUACCAGUUCACCACUAUCUCUCUUUUCUAUUCUCUCUUCUCUCUUUCUCUGCAUUUACUUAAAACCUCAAAUUCAAUCUUUUUUCCUAGAAAAAUCUCCCUUUUACCUCUCUCUUUUGAAUCCCACUUACCCAAAACCCCAAAGCUCGAAACUUUACACUGAUCUGAAGCCUUAGAAAAAAUGGGAUUCUCAGCUGGGAAACGAAAAUCAAGAGAUGAGCAAGACUACACAGUAACCUUAGCUUCCACCGCUUUCCCCAUGGACGACCUCAGCGACGACGUCCUCGAGAGAGUCCUCUCGUGGCUACCUACUUCCUCUUUCCUCCGCAUGACCUCCGUCUGCAAGAGAUGGAAAUCAACCAAAACCUCAAAAAGCUUCAACCUUGCCUGCUCCCAAGUCCCUCUUCGAGACCCUUGGUUCUUCAUGAUCACUAACGAUUCAAAGUCUUCAACUUUCGUAUACGACUCAACAGAGAACAGCUGGAAAAGCCUCAACCAUAACCGCAACCGCCGCGAUUUCAUUCCAGUAGCUUCCUCUGGCGGCUUGCUCUGUUUUCGCUGCUCUGUUUCUGGUGGCUUCCUCCUCUGUAAUCCCAUCACUGGAUCUUCUCGUGACCUUCCUUCUCCAAUCUCUGAUGAUAACAGCAAACCUCUCCAAGCUGUAGCCAUGACUGCUCUCACUCCCUCCAGCUACAAGCUUGUUACAAUCUCUGGAGAAGCUCCAAACCUCUGUUUCAGGUUCUACGAAUCAGAUUCUGGUUCAUGGAGUAAAGAGUUGAACUUAGUGAAGAAGAACGAUGGAGAUGAGUACAAUGAUGACAAUGAUAGUGGAACAGUCUAUUUUCUCAGCAAGACAGGACACGUGGUUGUAGCCAGUAACAAUCUCCAGAGAAGUCCCUCUAAGCAAUACUCUUCUGUUAUAACAGUUAAAGACAAUGCAGAAACCGUCUACUUCCUCAGCUCUCACGGAACCAUCAUAGCUUGUGAUCUCACCAACAAAUGCUACACCGAGCUACCUAAGCUUCUUCCUCCGUUUCUUGAGUACUCCAUCGACUUGGUGGAAUGCAAUGGAACCAUGUUUGUGGUUCUCCUCUCUGAGUUCUACGAAAGCGCCAGCUUGAGGAUAUGGAAGCUGGAGAACCAGAGCUGGGUUCAUGUUGCGAUGUUGCCUCCUGCAAUGUCUCAUGAGCUGUACGGGAGAGAAGGAGACAUAAACUGUGUAGGAGGAGCUGAUGACAAGAUACUUGUGUGCUUCAACACGAGUCCUCCUGAGGUGUAUUGUAGAUACUUUGUGUAUGACUUAGUUGCACAAGAGUGGAGUGAGUUGCCAAAAUGCUUCAAGGAUGGAGAAGCUGUGGAGUUCGUUUCUGCUCUCUCGUUCCAGCCGCGGAUCGAAGCAACAGUUUGAAGUUUGAUUAGGCUUAAGUGAUUUGUUUUUGUAUUCUUUUCAGGAUAAUGCAAUGUAACAAGUAUUAAAUUAGUACAUGAAUGAUUUGUAGUA
Molecule: messenger RNA, 4866 nt
Organism: Brassica rapa (field mustard)
Lineage: Eukaryota; Viridiplantae; Streptophyta; Magnoliopsida; Brassicales; Brassicaceae
Product: F-box only protein 13
Molecular function (GO): protein binding
Source: RefSeq, a predicted model, not a curated record